Molecule: messenger RNA, 861 nt
Organism: Plectropomus leopardus (leopard coralgrouper)
Lineage: Eukaryota; Metazoa; Chordata; Actinopteri; Perciformes; Serranidae
Source: RefSeq, a predicted model, not a curated record
GGCAUCAACUUCACCGGCAGCGUCCCGACGUUCAAGCGUCUGUGGAAGCAGGUGGCUCAGAACCUGGACACCUACAGGACGUUUCCCCGGCUGGCCGGAGAGUGCGGCGGGAAAAACUUCCACUUUGUCCACAAGUCAGCGGACGUGGACAGCGUGGUGAAGGGCACGAUCCGCUCGGCCUUCGAGUACGGAGGACAGAAGUGUUCGGCCUGCUCCAGGAUGUACGUCCCCGACAGCUUGUGGCCGCAGAUCAGAGGUCAGCUGCUCGACAUCCACCGCCAGGUCACCGUGGGAGACCCCGUCGAGGACUUUAACUCGUUCUUCUCGGCUGUCAUCGAUGACAAGUCGUUUGCUCGGAUAAAGAAGUGGCUCGAUCACGCCAAAUCCUCGCCCGGCCUGAAGGUCAUCGCCGGGGGAAACUGUGACGACACGAAGGGCUACUUCGUGGAGCCGACCAUCAUCGAGACCAGUGACCCUCGGGACGCCAUCAUGAACGAGGAGAUCUUCGGGCCCGUCCUCUCCGUCUACGUUUACCCGGAGAACCAGUGGAAGCAGGUGCUGCAGCUGAUCGACAGCACGUCUCCGUACGCUCUGACCGGAGCCGUCUUCGCUCAGGACAAGUGAGAUACGCUCCUCUGCACACUGACACGUGUGCAGGAUGACUCGGACCUGGACCUGCUGAGUCCAUCAGCGGUCUGAGGCUCCGUCUGCACAUGUUUUUAACCCGUUAAAAAUUAAACAAUCUGUGUUCACACGCAAAAACAACUCAAAAUGCUUGCCGACGUUAGCCAUCUUCAUCCGUCUUCAGCCGUCUUCAUCAGUCUUCAGCCAUCUUCAUCCGUCUUCAGCCGUCUUCAUCAG